Paramecium pentaurelia is the source of this 2053-nucleotide messenger RNA. NCBI's taxonomy places the organism in Eukaryota, Ciliophora, Oligohymenophorea, Peniculida, Parameciidae. The record is from the annotation of a GenBank genome assembly.
AUGCUGUUAAAAAAAAAAAAAGAAUUCGAAAAUCAGAAAGGGAAAGAGAAUAUUUUAAUUUAAACUUCAUCUAAUAAAAAGGGAGAAUAAUAAGUUAAACACAAGCUUCUAUUACCUAAAGAUUUGCUUUAUAAAUUAUUCCUUUUCUUAACACCUAAAGAGAUUAAUAAACUUAUAAGAACACUCAACAAUUAGUAUUUGUAACUAAUAAAUUAAUAAUUCUGGAAUGUAUUAUUAUUAUUUAAUAAUUAGUAUUAUAAUAGAUAUAAUCCUCUAUAAUUUGAUGACUUAUAUUCAAAGUUUAAAUUUCUAUAAGAAAGAAGAUCAAAAGGGAAAUUAUAUCAAGUUUGUAAUAGAUUAACUGGUUAAUACUUUGUGCUUAGAGAAUUAGAUACAAUUAAGGCAAAUGCAAAUCAUAAUGAUGGAAUAUAAACAUCUGUUUUAAGAGAAAUUUCAUAUGUUAAAUCCUUAAAAUCUCAUGAGAACAUAGCUUCUAUUGUAUAAGUUAAAAUCAACAAUCCUAUAGUGUAAAUUUUAUAUGAUUAUUACCCUUUGAAUUUAAGAGAAUAAUUAAAAAAGACAGAUUUAUCUAUUGAAUAAAUAAAAUCACUCUUUUUGCAAAUAUGUAGAGGUGUAGAAUAUUUACAUUAAAAUCAUAUAUUACAUCGUAAUUUGAAACCUGAUAAUAUAUUCAUUAUAAAUAAGAUAGUUAAAAUUUCAGAUUUUGGAAUGUCUAGAUUAGAAACCUUUCCUAUAAUUCCUUAUACACCAGAAGAUCCAAAAGAAAGAGAAAGAUCAAAUAGAGAAGUUAAAAGAUUAUGGUAUAGAGCACCAGAAAUGCUAUUUAGAAAAUAAUAUUACAGUUGUGAAAUUGACAGUUGGUCAUUGGGAUGUAUUUUAGCUGAAAUGGCUUUAAGAAGUCCAUUAUUUAAUGGCAAAACUGAAAUUGAAUAUUUAUUUGAAGUAUUCUAAUUUUUGGGAUCACCUGAUGAUAAUGAUUGGAAUUCAAUAUCUAGUGAUGUCAAAUUUAAAUUCCCUUAAUGGAAGAAAUAUAAUCUCUAAAUCAAUGAAUUAAAUAAAAAUGAUAUAAUAGAUAUAAUUUAGAAUAGAAAAUAGAUUUAUGAAAAAUUAUUAACUCUUAAUACAAUUUUAGGUAAAGAUGGAAUAGAUUUAUUAUAAAAACUAUUAUGUAUAAAACCUGAAAAUAGAUUAGAUAUAAUAGAAAUCAUUUAACAUCCUUUUUUAAAUGCUAUAAAUCAAAAUAUAUAGAUUCAUUAUUUAGAACCAAAAUUCAAAGAAUAUUUGGAAUUCUAAAUAGAAAUUAAUUAAACAAUGCGGAGUACUUUAAUAGAUUGGUUGAUUGAUGUAUGUAUUCAUUUUGAAUUAAUGGAUGAAACAUUGCAUUUAUCUAUCAUAUAUAUUGAUUUAGUAUUAUCAAAAAUUAAGAUAAGUAAAAAGAACUUAUAAUUAAUAGGAGUUACCUCAUUAAAAUUAGCAGAGUAAUAUAUUUGAUUAAAUUAAUAGUGUUUAUAAUGAAAGAUCUAAGGAAUACUUUAAAUAAGAGAAUUGUAAUGCUUAUGCUUAUAUUACUGCAGAUGAAUAUAAUGAAUAAUAAAUUAUUGAUAUGGAAUAGCAAAUUCUUUAAAUUUUAGAUUAUAAUUUAAGUUACAGGACUCCAAUUUAAAUCUUAAAAAUAAUAAAUUCAAAACUAAAAGUUUCAACUGAAUCUUAAUUGUUAUCUUAUUAUUUUUGUGACUUUUUUAUUAUGGGAUAUGAAUAACUUAUUAUUGAAAGAUAAUUAUAUGCUAUUUGUUGUUUAUUGUUGGCUUUGAAUACUAAAAAUGAAUAGAUAAAUUCAAAUUAGCAAUUUUAAUUUACUGAAAAAGAUGUAACUGAAGCUCUUGAUAGACUUUAUAAUGUAUGGUAAUUUAUUAAGUUAUAACCACAAAUUAACUCUUUAGAUGCUUGCAUGUAGAGACAUAAACAUUUAAAUCCAAGAGACAUAUAAUUAAAUAUUCCAAACUCCGAGUUUAUAACUUAAUUUUUAAAAUGA